Messenger RNA from Coregonus sp. 'balchen', 24120 nucleotides. The record is from the annotation of a GenBank genome assembly. Lineage: Eukaryota; Metazoa; Chordata; Actinopteri; Salmoniformes; Salmonidae.
AUGCCUGUAGAGAGUGGAAGCAGUGCCGCCGCCCGUCACACCAAGCAGAAGCGCAAGUCCCACAGCCUGUCCAUUCGGCGCAGCAACAGCACUGACCAGGAGCAGCGCACAGUGACAGGCAUGCAGAGGGAUAUGCUGGACGGACAGGUGAGUGAGCUGACUACCGCAGUAAACACACACAAAGUAAACACACAAACAGCACACACGGUAUCUCAAUACACAAACAUACAUGCGCACACACAUGCUCUCGUUCUCUAAAACAUAUGAACGUUUUAAAAAGCAGUAAGCUUGUAUCUGUUUGUAAUUUUUAUUUAUUUAUUUAACCUUUAUUUAACUAGGCAAGUCAGUUAAGAACAAAUUCUUAUUUACAAUGACGGCCUGUAAUGUUAGCUAGUCCGUUUGGUAAGAUGUACUACUGAAAUUGAAACCACUACAGUAAAAAAAAAAAAAGCUAACCAUUGUAUGUUGAUUAGCAUGUCAAUUGUCAACCUGUUUGUUGGUGGGAGGUUUGUUUGUGUGAUAUUAUAAGGGAGAGAGGACAGUACCGGCCGGUUUUUGCGACAGGCUUUCUACCUGGUGUUACAAUAUCAUGGCUAACUCAAGUGUUAUGCUUUAAGUAAGAUGUUGUACUUUCUCAGAGAAAGUGUAGACAUACAUCAUGUGUCUCAGGGUCCCUUGGGGACUGAGGUGCAGAUAGGUGUAUAUUUAGCCUAGGUUGUUUUCAUUUUGAAUCUGAAACCUGUGUAUAGUUAGUCAAGUGUGUACACAGUAUGUGUGUAGGCUAGUUAAUGAAAUGUGUGUAGUUAGCCAUGGUAGUAACCUUAUUAAAAAUAAGCCUAAAAUGAAAAGCCUCCUUCAGAGAAGAGUAUAAAGACAUUGUCUACUUUAGUGUUAGAGUUGCUGAAAAUACAUGAAUGUUAAAUUAUUGACUCAAUACAUUAAAUAAGUGAAUUAGCCUAUCUCUAGUUACAAUUCCUGGCUUAAUAUUUAAGUUAAAUAAGUUAGUGAUUAACCAUACCUCCACGAUCAAUUGGAUAGUGUCUCACAAUACUCGGACACAGUUGAUUUGUCUCUAACAGCAAGACUAAGAGCCUUUUGAUGAGACAGACAGUCGGGCACCAUCCCUGAUGCAAACACAGUGUUGGCUACCUCACAGUCAGUGAGGUAAUAAAUCCUAGGCCUACUGUUUGAUCAAGCCCAUGUUAUCACUAUACCAAUAAAAAAGGAAGUUGACAGCAGUACAGUACAAAAGCAGAAACUGAAAUUACGUUAGAAUUUGUCCUCUCAAUGUUUUACCGUUGUUAAUAAAUUGUGUAGGCUAGCCUUUGUCCAUCUAAAAAAACCUAAAAACGUUUUAUUAGGCCUAUUCAAGUGUGAGUAGUCAUGAUGAAUAAGCAUCACCUCAGUAUAUUUAGGUCUAGGUUAUAUUGUUUUCAGAUGACUGGCAUCGGUUAUUAUGAUUUUUCUCUAGACAGUCCCUCUAUAGACUGUCAUUAGCCUGUUUGUCCAGUCUAUUUGCUCUGAGCAUACAGUAACAGUACCACAAGCUGCUGUUGUCUCAUCAAGUUUUAAUACCGUCCGCUUGUGCAGGUAUGAGUAUUCUUUUCAUCAAGGCUCUCUCUCCAGUACCUGUUGGCUCAUUGUUGACCGUAUCCAUCCGCCAGCCACUGUAUACUGCUACACUAGAGGUUAGGCCCUCAUAGCCUUUCACUCGGUAACCUAGGAGAUCUUUAGGCGUAGGUCUUUAAGCACAUGAUUGAGCAGCUUUGAAAGAAUUAAGGGGCUGACUGUUGUUUGCUGCUAAUUGCCUUUUUCCUUUUUUUUCUUUCAACAUAGUGUGUUUAAAUGUGUCGUUGACUGAAUGGCGAGAGAGUGGUUAACCUCAUUCUCGCUCACUUUCGUGCACUUGAACGUGUGUGUCAAUUUAAAGAACUGAGAGAUAGGCUAUUUGGUUUCCUAAUUUCAUGUUACAGUUUAGUGACUAAGCUAUAUGGAUAGCAGCAGUUUCAGUAGCUGUUAAAACCGUAUGACUUUUCAUGGUGGCCUACUUGUCUUUGCAUAGUUUUGAUCUGCAUGCAUGCAACCUGUUCACUGGGAACUGUGAGUUGUAGAGAAUGGAGGUACUGGUAAGUCAGAACAAAAGGUAGUUCGAUAUUAUUGUUUUAUAAUGAGACAUUUAUGGCUGUGUUAGUUCUUGUUAUGGACCACUGUCUGUUGUAACUUGGUUUUACGGUAGUGACAUCUGUGUUAGUGAAGUUACUUGGUGACUAUUUUGCAUCAGUUACAGAAAACAAUGGCUUGUCAUGUCUGGAUAGAUAUUUGCCUGUCAGAGUGUGAAGUUGAUUAAUAAAACUUCUUCCCUUUUUCUGUCCAAACACAAGCAACAGCAGAACAACAGAAUGGAUACAGAACUGUGCUGUUUAUUUGAUGAUGUUGACUUGAACAGUUUUUGUUUGUUUGCAGGACUCCAAGUUGCCCCUAUCCUUGCGGAGCAAUCUACUAGACCUGUUUGGACAGAUAGAGCGGGAGUUUGAGAAUCUCUACAUUGAAAACUUAGAAUGUAAGUGAAAACAAGACGGCAUAUCAUGUGUAUUUAAUGUAACGCCCAAAAUGGAUGAUAAUUGAUUCGCCUAUUUACAUACAGACAGUAAUUGAUCAAUGGAUAAUGUUAUGGAAGUAUUGUAGGAAGGAAUGUCUGCCCCCUUUCGGGGACUGAUUUGGUACCACAGUCUACCACUCAUCCACCUGUUUGUUUUAUGUUUGUGGGGUGAAAUAUUGAUCUUGAGGAAGCUGAUUGACUUCCUUGUGGUUUUGUGGUGGCUGUCUGUCAUCUGUGUUGUCCGAUAACCGUGUGUGUGCGCUAAUUCUGCAGUGCGCCGGGAAAUUGAUACACUCAACGAGCGCUUAGUAUCCGAAGGACAAACCAUAGACGGAGGAGAGCUGAGCAAAGGAGCUCUGAAAGCGAAAGGUACAGUUAACCUGAAGUAUAGUAUUUAGUCUUCCCUUGAGGGAUAAUACAGUUGAAUUGCAUUUGUUAUAGGCUUGGAUAUUGUUAAUUGAUGAAUUUAUUUGCUAGUUUAUUUUCACUGGUUUUCUUGUAGCAUUUACUUACAGAAUAGUAAAUAUAACUGCUACUCUAGUGUUAAACCAUUAAAAUAAACAAGGUACAGUUUUGUUAUCUUUGCAUAUGGUCUGAAUCUCAUCACAGUAUUAUUAUGUGGGCUGACACAUUAGUAAAGCCAAGGUUGAGAUGAAUAUAUAUACAUCUUUUUUUAUAGUUUAGAGGUGUUUAUGCCUUCCUCUAAGAAAGAAAUCCAACCUGUUUCUCUAACGAUCUAACCAUGUGUUCAUCUUUGUGUACAUACACAGCCAGUCACAGUACCAGUCAGCUCUCUCAGAAACUGAUGACCACUUACAAAGCCUCCACGAGCAAGGUAUGUUUGAUUACACACUGUGUUACACACUGGCGCUCAUUCAUCGUUGAUUAGAAUGGGGAAAUAAGAGUAAGCUUCUAUGUAAACAUUCUAGCUGUUAAGAUCAUUAGAGCUCGUGUAAUGAUUUACUGCUAUCAAAAGCCCUUUUGUAACUGAGUUGUGGUUUAGAUGAAUACUUCCUCUCCCGCAAAAGUUUAUUGAACGAGUGAACAGAUCGGUAUAGACUGAAAGCUUUUCAUUGUUUCAAUAUUUAAGUACACAGUUACGCGUUGUACUGUAUGUUUAUGGCAAACUCACUAUUUGUAACCUGAACCCUAUUUCCAAUUAUUUUUCUCUGCUUUUGACCAUAGGCUACAUUCUUGUUUACUGGUUGUUCAAUAAUGGUGCUUUUGAGUCUGAAUAAGGCACAGUUACUGUUCACAGGGUAGUAGUGAGUGGGUGUGUUAAUAAUGGAUUGGAUUUACAUAGCGCCAUUCUACCAACUGAGGUACUCAAAGCGCUUUACAUAGUAAGGGGGAAACUGGCCUAUCCAGCACCAAUGUGUGGUUAGUGAGUGAGAACAUUGUGGUGUCUCCUCUCGGUAGAUAGUGUCCAGUUUCAAAGCCACCACAUCCAGAGCUGUGUGUCAGAUCCUGAGGGAGUAUGUGGGCCACCGGGACGGCAUCUGGGACCUAGCAGUCACACGGAACUCACCUGUGGUUCUGGGGACCGCAUCAGCAGGUCAGAAAUGUCACCUCCAAGGUGGACCUGAAAUUGAAAUGUAUACAUUUGAAAGGAUAAACAACAAACUUCACAAGAAAAACGCAUACACAUUUAGGCUACAUGUUAACAUAUGAAGAGGUGGGCAUCAUUAUCUAAUUACUGGAAUCUGGAAUUGUGCUAGGAGGUGUUUUGAGAUAAAACUUGCUGGGAAAUGUUUUGCCAUAAAGCUUUGGAUAAAUAGGUUGUAACUUUUUUUCAAUGUUCCCCACAGAUCACUCUGCUGCUCUGUGGAGUAUAGAGACAGGGAAAUGUCUGCUUAGAUAUGCUGGUCAUGCAGGAUCAGUCAACUCCAUCAAGUUUCACCCUACGGAACAGAUGGCCCUUACAGGUAUGCUAAUGUAUGGUGAUGCUACGAAUACACCACAUGCAGGUGUUAAUCUGUGUUGUAGAUUGUGUGACUGUUGUAGCUAGUUCAGCUGUUGCUUGUUGUUCAACUGUUCUUGUUUAACUGUUGUUCAACUGUGCCGUCACCUCAGUACAGAUGUGUUGAAACAUGACUCUCAUCAGCGAGUGUUCACAUAUCUUUCCCUCCAUUUUGACGUGUUUCAUCGUCACAUUCAUAAUCUCUAUUCUCUCUGUGUGUGUUUGCUAUGGUAGCUGUGAGUUGGCACAUCAUUAGAACUAUGAGAUGUGAUAGAUGACUGCCUGUGUGUGUGGGGGUGUGUUUGCUAAAGUGACGCUUCUCAGUCCAUCUGUGUUUAUUCGUGUGUGUGUGUUCGUGUGUCUUCACGUGUGUGUGUGUGUUUCCUCAGCGUCUGGGGACCAGACGGCUCACAUCUGGCGCUACAUGGUACAACUGCCCGUCAUCCCGCCUCUAGCAGAUAUCAGCGUGAGUCUCAUCCCCUGUCAUCUACUCACAGCCCCACCCACCCACUCACUCCCUCAACUCACUCAUUCACCACCCUUUAUCACAUCUCUCAUGCAUACAUUUACUCAUACACUAUCCUCUCUCUCACACACACACACACCUUUCAUACCUCUAAAUCACUCAUAGAUACUCCUAAAUGAUGAACGAACAGGAGAUACAAUUUAAGAUAAGGGGCCUGUAAAGAAACUCUGUUCCCCGCUGCUCUAGGCACUGUGUGACGACGAGCUGGACUUCUCAGACAGGGAGGAUGGUGACGGGGACGGGGAAGGUCCGUGCAGUGAGGUCCCAACCAUCCGUGUGGCCACCACCACCUUGAAGAGCCACCAAGGGGUGGUCAUCGCUGCAGACUGGCUGGUGGGGGGCAAGCAGGUGGUCACUGCUUCCUGGGACCGGGCUGCCAACCUAUACGAGGUGGAGACCUCCGAGCUGGUCCACACACUGACAGGUAGGCACAGAGGACGGACACAUCCAGACUAUGCAUAUGUAUUAUCAAUGGUUCUCUUCAAUGAAAUCUCCUCUCCCCUCUGCAUUCUCUGGUGGGCAACGCUACAAUGUCAAAAAUAGAUUCAAACCUGCGCCCGAGCGAGCCCCUGGCUGUUGUUACGAAAACCAAAAAACUAGCCUGCCAAUAUUGUUGCACUCGCUAAGUCUAGGGGUCCUAGGCCUAGUAACAUGGUCUGUAACCUGAAUGAAUGGGUACAUUUAUGUGAGAAAUCGACAGUGUUGGAUGCACAUGUGCCCAGGAGACAGCAACUUACCAAGUUCAGCGCAAGCUCCAUCUUGACCUCUUGGUCGGCUUUCCAAGCGGAUCAUUAUGUUCAGAUGGGGACGAAAAUAAAUAUAUACAAAAAGGAAAACUACUAUAAAAUCUACUGGGUCAAGUCUGCCUUUUUACCUCUAAUUAAUAUGGGAGAUUAUCCAAUGACAACCAGGACCUAAAAUGAACACCUGCCAAAUGCGGGUAGAUUUUGGCAUUGGCAGGUAAGAUGUCUAUUUCACCAGCGACAUUUCCCUUUAAAAAAAUAAUGCAGUUUUGAAACUGCUGUAAAAGUGCAGUUACUGCAGUCGACUGUGGUAUUUUGGACACAGAGACACAGUUAUACUGCACUCUAACUGCAUUUACACUGCAAAAUUACUGCAGUAAAAAAAAGGUUAUUUUGGACGCAGUAUUUGCCGCAUACUGCAGUUAUACUGCACUCUGACUGCAAUCUUUUUCACAAGGGUUGUGAAUACAAAUAUUAAAGUAUGAUCACAUUUAUAGUAAAAUAAAUGCUGCAGUAGCUGUUUUCAAAGUAUUGCUGACGUUUUGUUUCAUAGCUGGGAAAUUAAUCGCACAAAAACAAAGAACUACAGUGGGGAAAAAAAGUAUUUGGUCAGCCACCAAUUGUGCAAGUUCUCCCACUUAAAAAGAUGAGAGAGGCCUGUAAUUUUCAUCAUAGGUACACGUCAACUAUGACAGACAAAAUGAGGAAAAAAAUUCCAGAAAAUCACAUUGUAGGAUUUCUAAUGAAUUUAUUUGCAAAUUAUGGUGGAAAAUAAGUAUUUGGUCAAUAACAAAAGUUUUGUCAUACUUUGUUAAUACCCUUGUUGGCAAUGACACAGGUCAAAAGUUUUCUGUAAGUCUUCACAAAGGUUUUCCACACACUGUUGCUGGUAUUUUGGCCCAUUCCAUCCAUUGCAGAUCUCCUCAGAGCAGUGGAUUGUUUUGGGGCUUUCGCUGGGGCAACACGGACUUUCAAACUCCCUCCAAACGAGUUUCUAUGGGUGUUGAUAUCUGGAGACUGGCUAGGCCAACUCCAUGGACCUGAAACUGCUUACUUACGAAAGCCGACUCCUUCGUUGCCCGGAUGGGCGGUGUGGUUUGGAUCAUUGCAUGCUGAAAGACCCAGCCACGUUUCAUCUUCAAUGGACCCUUGCUGAUGGGAAGGAGUUUUCACUCAAAACUCUCACGAUACAUGGACCCCAUUUCAUUCUUUUCCUUUACACGGAUAGUCGCCUGGUCCCUUUGGCAGAAAAACUGCCCCAAAGCAUGAUGUUUCCACCCCCAUGCUUCACAGUAGGUAUGGUGUUUCUUUGGAUGCAAACUCAGCAUUCCAUUUGUCCUCCAAACACGACGAGUUGAGUUUUUACCACAAAAGUUCUAUUGUGGUUUCAAUCUGACCAUAUGACAUUCUCCCAAUCCUCUUCUGGAUCAUCCAAAUGCACUCUAGCAAACUUCAGACGGCCUGGACAUGUACUGGCUUAAGCAGGGGGACACGUCUGGCACUGCAGGAUUUGAGUCCCUGGCGGCGUAGUGUGUUACUGAUGGUAGGCUUUGUUACUUUGGUCCCAGCUCUCUGCAGGUCAUUCACUAGGUCCCCCCGUGUGGUUCUGGGAUUUUUGCUCACCGUUCUUGUGAUCAUUUUGACCCCACGGGGUGAGAUCUUGGGGUGGAGCCCCAAAAUCGAGGGAGAUUAUCAGUGGUCUUGUAUGUUUUCCAUUUCUAAAAAUUGCUCCCACAGGUGUUUUCUUAAAACCAAGCUGCUACCUUUUGCAGAUUCAGUCUUCCCAGCUGGUGCAGGUCUACAAUUUUGUUUCUGGGUCCUUGACAGCUCUUUGGUCUUGGCCAUAGUGGAGUUGGAGUGUGACUGUUUGAGGUUGUGGACAGGGUCUUUAUACUGAUAACAAGUUCAAACGGGUGCCAUUAAUACAGGUAACGAGUGGAGGACAGAGGAGCCUCUUAAAGAAGAAGUUACAGGUCUGUGAGAGCCAGAAAUCUUGCUUGUUUGUAGGUGACCAAAUACUUAUUUUCCACCAUAAUUUGCAAAUAAAUUCAUAAAAAUUCCUACAAUGUGAUUUUCUGGAUUUUUUUCCCUCAAUUUGUCUGUCAUAGUUGACUUGUACCUAUGAUGAAAAUUACCGGCCUCUCUCAUCUUUUUAAGUGGGAGAACUUGCACAAUUGGUGGCUGACUAAAUACUUUUUUUCCCCACUGUAUGAAUCCUAUAGAGCAGGGGUGUCAAACUCAUUUUAGCUCAGGGGCCACAUGGAGGAAAAUCUAUUCCCAAGUGGGCCGGACCGGAAAAAUCAUGGUAUAUAUAUAUAACUUAAAAACAACAACUUCAGAUUGUUUUCUUUGUUUUAAUACGAUCAACAUAAAGCUGGAGCCUGAGGACAGUGUGUCCAAAAUAGUACAAGCACAACAUCACUAUUAAUCAUAAAACACGUCAAGUUUAUUUGAAAAUUCUGAAGAAAAAGAACACACAAACACACAAUGCCUCAGUGAUUAACAGAACUGUUUCACAGAUCACAGAACUAUAUCAGGGUGUCAUUUCUCAGGCAGAAAUGUAGAUAAAAAUAAUGAAAUCCUGUUCCCCAAACAAGUGCAAGAACCACAGAGUCAAGAAUAGGUUAAAUAUACAAAUAAAAUAAAAUCAAUUAAAAACAAUAGCACAUCAACAUAAAAACAUAUAAACAUAAAUCUGAAAGCGUUGCUCAAACUCCCGUAACAGUCCCGUUAUUUUAUCUUUGAACCGCUUCAUGUCUGCCACAUGUUGGGUCGCGCACACAUUUUUCAGACAGGGGAAGUGAGCUGCAUCACCACCGGCAAGUUGCGUCUCCCACAAUGACAGCUUCAACUUGAAAGAACGUAUGCUAUCAUAAUACUGCGUGACAACUUUGUUGCGCCCUUGCAGCUGUUUGUUCAAGUUAUUCAGGUGCUCUGUAACAUCCACCAUAAAUGCAAGGUCCUGCAUCCAUUCUGCGGAAUGAAAUUCUAACACUGGUUUGCCCUUUUCUUCCAUGAACUGUUCAAUUUCUUCUCGUAAAUCAAAGAAACGCCUCAGCACAGCACCUCGGCUUAACCAUCUUACCUCAGUGUGGUAUGGCAGGCCAUAGAUGUGGUCUUUCUCUCUGAGAAGGCUGUCAAACUGACGGUGAUUCAGGCUUCUGGAUCGGAUGAAAUUAACAGUUUGGAUGACCACCUUCAUGACGUUAUCCAUCUUUAAUGACUUGCAACACAAAGCCUCCUGGUGCAAAAUACAGUGAAAAGUCAAAGUCAAAAAAAAUCACGUCCUCCAUUUGCAGAUUGCACUUUCUCUCUGAACUUUGUCACAACGCCUGCUUUUUUCCCGAUCAUUGAGGGCGCACCAUCUGUAGCCAGGCUGACAGCGCGGGACCAGUCCACUCCGACCCUGUCCAGCGCGCCGACGAGUACGGUAAAAAUAUCAGCUGCUGUCGUUGUAUCUGUCAUCGGCACCAACUCCACGAACUCCUCGGUGACGGUCAAUGUGUCAUCAACUCCGCGGAUGAAAAUGGCCAGUUGUGCAACAUCUGUAAUGUCCGUGCUUUCAUCAAUUGCAACCGAAAACGCAAUAAAUGACUUUACUUUUUGCUUCAACUGGCUGUCCAAAUCCACUGAAAGAUCGGAAAUCCUGUCUGCAACUGUGUUUCUUGUCAGGCUGAUAUUUGCAAAAGCCUGCCGCUUUUCAGGGCACACAAUCUCCGCUGCCUUCAUCAUGCAUGUUUUUACAAAUUCACCCUCACUAAAUGGUUUUGAAGCCACUGCGAUUUCAUUAGCAAUGAGGUAGCUAGCUUUCACUGCAGCGUCACUGAUGUCUCGGCUGUGAGUAAACACAGACUGCUGUUUCUUCAGACCCGCCAACAGUUCAUUCACCUUCUCUCAUCUCCGCUGUCCUUGAAAGUUGUCAUAUUUGUCGGCAUGAAGACUCACAUAGUGGCGACGAAGGUUAUAUUCUUUCAGCACUGCAACAUGCUCUGAACACACCAAACAUACAGCUUUCCCAUUCAAUUCCGUGAAUAAAUAGGAUUACAAUUUUUCUUGGAACACUCUGCACUCUGCGUCCACUUUUCUCUUUUUUGACAGAGACAUAUUGGGGCAAUGAGGGUGCCAAAGCACAUAAUGUUAAAAGUAGAAGCCGUAAUAAAUAUCGUGGGCAAAACAAAGUAGCUCAUUGGCUGCACGUGCUUGACCUACUUGCUCUGCCCCGGUAUAAACAGUUUGCUUGCUUAACACAAUUGCUAUUGCUUUAUUUAUUUUUUAUCAUCCCGCGGGCCGGAUUAAACCCGUUUGCGGGCCUGAUCUGGCCCGCGGGCCGGACGUUUGACACCCCUGCUAUAGAGCUUAUUCCACCUCUUCCUGUAACAUUGCCUGGCUAGGAGCUGUGCGCACGUAAAGAGCUGAGUGUAAGAUUCAUUUUUAGAAGUGCUGCACACAGGCAUAAAAAUUUGUCUAAUUUACUUGAAAUGAAAGUCUACUGAAGUGAGACUUUGUCCUUGUGUUUCUUGCCGAUUUACAUUGUUUUGUUCACAAACUAGGUUGUUUUUCUAUGUUUGAGUUUCAACUGUUUGCGAAAAACGAUUGCAGUUAGAGUGCAGUAUAACUGCAGUAUUCUGCAAUUACUGCAUCCAAAAUACCACAGUCAACUGCAGUUACUGCACUUUUACUGCAGUUUAAAAAUUGAUUUUUUUUGUAAGGGCAAUCUCACAGGCACAAACAUGACUCGAGUCGCGCUACCACGGUAAACGUUUAUUUUUUUUUGUCUCAUCUGUGAUAUUUUGGUCAAAAGACUCUGGUCAUAAGAUUUUUUGUUAAACAAUAUACCACAUUACUUCUUACUAGUAAUACAUUUACUAUUUCAGAAACAUUACAAAGCAUGCUCAUUUGUUUUUGUUUUGUUGGUGUGAUUUUAGUGUAAAAAAUAUAUUGCCUGGAAAUAAAUCAGUGGCUGGUAGAUUUUUAAAUCUACCUUCCACAGUGGAUGGUGGACCAAAAAGUACAUUUUACGCCCUGAUGGCAACACUUGGUAUCCCUGUAGUUAAACAGUUUAGAUACCUGGGAGUUGAUAUCCACCCCAUAGUCCAAUCCAUAGUUACAAAUAAUUACAACAAGAUUCUCGAAGACGUGGUGUCAUUCCAAUCACUGAUCUCUAUUAUCAAGAUGAACAUCCUUCCACACUUUAACUUUUUGAACUCAGUGCUCCCUCUGCCACCACCGACUGGAUAUUGGAAUAAAUUGCAUUCCUCAGUCUCUAAAUUUGUCUGGCAAAACAAGCCUCCAUUGCAAUAAACGACUGAACGCAGGUGGCCAAUGAAUCAAAUUUUUUUUGCAUUAUUUCUGGUCAUUUGUUCUCCGCCCUCUUUCCACAUACAGUGGGGAAAAAAAGUAUUUAGUCAGCCACCAAUUGUGCAAGUUCUCCCACUUAAAAAGAUGAGAGAGGCCUGUAAUUUUCAUCAUAGGUACACGUCAACUAUGACAGACAAAUAGAGAAAAAAAAAUCCAGAAAAUCACAUUGUAGGACUUUUAAUGAAUUUAUUUGCAAAUUAUGGUGGAAAAUAAGUAUUUGGUCACCUACAAACAAGCAAGAUUUCUGGCUCUCACAGACCUGUAACUUCUUCUUUAAGAGGCUCCUCUGUCCUCCACUUGUUACCUGUAUUAAUGGCACCUGUUUGAACUUGUUAUCAGUAUAAAAGACACCUGUCCACAACCUCAAACAGUCACACUCCAAAAUCCACUAUGGCCAAGACCAAAGAGCUGUCAAAGGACACCAGAAACAAAAUUGUAGACCUGCACCAGGCUGGGAAGACUGAAUAUGCAAUAGGUAAGCAGCUUGGUUUGAAGAAAUCAACUGUGGGAGCAAUUAUUAGGAAAUGGAAGACAUACAAGACCACUGAUAAUCUCCCUCGAUCUGGGGCUCCACGCAAGAUCUCACCCCGUGGGGUCAAAAUGAUUACAAGAACGGUGAGCAAAAAUCCCAGAACCACACGGGGGGACCUAGUGAAUGACCUGCAGAGAGCUGGGACCAAAGUAACAAAGCCUACCAUCAGUAACACACUACGCCGCCAGGGACUCAAAUCCUGCAGUGCCAGACGUGUCCCCCUGCUUAAGCCAGUACAUGUCCAGGCCCAUCUGAAGUUUGCUAGAGUGCAUUUGGAUGAUCCAGAAGAGGAUUGGGAGAAUGUCAUAUGGUCAGAUGAAACCAAAAUAGAACUUUUUGGUAAAUCUCAACUCGUCGUGUUUGGAGGACAAAGAAUGCUGAGUUGCAUCCAAAGAACACCAUACCUACUGUGAAGCAUGGGGGUGGAAACAUCAUGCUUUGGGGCUGUUUUUCUGCAAAGGGACCAGGACGACUGAUCCGUGUAAAGGAAGAAUGAAUGGGGCCAUGUAUCGUGAGAUUUUGAGUGAAAACCUCCUUCCAUCAGCAAGGGCAUUGAAGAUGAAACGUGGCUGGGUCUUUCAGCAUGACAAUGAUCCCAAACACACCGCCCGGGCAACGAAGGAGUGGCUUCGUAAGAACCUUUCAGGUCCCUGGAGUGGCCUACCAGUCUCCAGAUCUCAACCCCAUAGAAAAUCUUUUGGGAGGUUGUUGAAGUCAAUGUUGCCCACGACAGCCCCAAACAUCACUGCUCUAGAGGAGAUCCUGCAUGGAGGAUGGGCAAUACGCAGCAACAGUGUGUGAAAACCUUGUGAAGACUUACAGAAAACGUUGACCUGUGUCAUUGCCACAAGGGUAUAUAACAAAGUAUUGAGAUACUGCGUGAAACUUUGUUGCGCCCUUGCAGCUGUUUGUUCAAGUAUUCAGGUGCUCUGUAAAAUCCACCAUAAAUGCAAGGUCCUGCAUCCAUUCUGCGGAAUGAAAUUCUAACACUGGUUUUGCCCUUUUCUUCCAUGAACUGUUUCAAUUUCUUCUCGUAAAUAAAAGAAACGCCUCAGCACAGCACCUCGGCUUAAACCAUUUACAUCAGUGUGGUAUGGCAGGCCAUAGAUGUGGUCUUUCUCUGAGAAGGCUGUCAAACUGACGGUGAUUCAGGCUUCGGAUCGGAUGAAUUAAAACAGUUUGGAUGCCCACCUUCAUGACGUUAUCCAUCUUUAAUGAUUUUGAACACAAGCCUCCUGGUGCAAAAUACAGUGAAAAGUCAAAAAAUCACUCCUCCAUUUGCAGAUUGCCUUCUCUCUGAACUUGUCCAAACGCCUGCUUUUUCCCGAUCAUGAGGGCGCACCAUCUGUAGCCGGGCUGACAGCGCGGGACCAGUCCACUCCGACCCUGUCCAGCGCGCCGACGAGUGCGGUAAAAAAAUCAGCUGCUGUCGUUGUAUCUGUCUCGGCACCAACUCCACGAACUCCUCGGUGCGGUCAAUGUGGGCAUCAACUCCGCGGAUGAAAAUGGCCAGUUGUUUCAACAUCUGUAAUGUCCUGGUUUCAUCAAUUGCAACCGAAACGCAAUAAAUGACUUUUUGCUUCAACUGGCUGUCCAAAACCACCUGAAAGAUCGGAAAUCCUUGUCUGCAACUGUGUUUCUUUCAGGCUGAUAUUUGCAAAAGCCUGACGCUUUUCAGGGCACACAAUCUCCGCGUGCCUUCAUCAUGCAUUUUUUAACAAAUUUCACCCUCACUAAAUGGUUUGAAGCCACUGCGAUUUCAUUUGCAAUGAGGUAGCUAGCUUUCACUGCAGCGUCACUGAUGUCUCGGCUGUGAGUAAACACAGACUGCUGUUUCUUCAGACCCCCCAACAGUUCAUUUACCUUCUCUCAUCUCCGCUGUCCUUGAAAGUUGUCAUAUUUGUCGGCAUGAAGACUCACAUAGUGGCGACGAAGGUUAUAUUCUUUCAGCACUGCAACAUGCUCUGAACACACCAAACAUACAGCUUUCCCAUUCAAUUCCGUGAAUAAAUAGGAUGACCAUUUUUUUGGAACACUCUGCACUCUGCGUCCAAUUUUCUCUUUUUUGACAGAGACAUAUUGGGGCAAUGAGGGUGCCAAAGCACAUAAUGUUAAAAGUAGAAGCCGUAAUAAAUAUCGCGGGCAAAACAAAGUAGCUCAUUGGCUGCACGUGCUUGACCUACUUGCUCUGCCCCGGUAUAAACAGUUUGCUUGCUUAACACAAUUGCUAUUGCGCCAUCCAGUGGACGCAAUUGGAACAGCAGCAUUUUUAUACUUUACAAAAAAUAAAAAAUACAUUUUUAUUUUAUUUUUAUUUUUAAAUUAUUAUUAUUCUUUUUUCAAAAUCAUCUCGCGGGCCGGAUUAAACCCGUUUGCGGGCCUGAUCCGGCCCGCUGGCCGGACGUUUGACACCCCUGUUCUAAUCUGUCUGUAGAGGCUAGCAAAAUAUUAGAUCAAGUUCCAAAUAGGCCAAUUGAGCGAACAGCAUUGUUUUACAAAGUAAAACAAGAGAGAGCGCAUUGGCCAUCUCCGGUGUGUGAGCUGCACAUCAUUGGGUGAAAUUGGAAAGCUUUUUUAGGACUAUAAUUUCCUUCUCAUAUUGUACAAUAUGUGUGUCUCCACACACCUAGGCCUAGGCUAUUGAUUCAAGACAAGGUCAUUUUUAUUGAUCUCAGAUUCUGUUUGUCAGUGUCAAAGUAGCCUGUCAUUUCGAUCAUUUGUGCGGUAUAAAAAAAUAUUCUGCUAAAUGUAAAAUUGCAUGAAAUGCGUUUAGAAAAGGCCACAUUUGUCCCGGACCCUAGGCUACAAAAAAGGGUGUGAGGGUAAAGUUUUAGAAUCCUGCUCUUUUCUCUUGUUUGUUUAAUUUCAUGAUUGAGUGUGGGGGGGACAGAGGGUUCUUUUUACCCCUCUGUCAAUAUAAAUGAAAUAUAACAAAAUAAAAUACAAACAGGCAUGCCUAAACUAAAGAUUCAAAACCAAGCUAAAGGCCUCAUGGCCACCAAACCAACCAGCAGCCUCACGGCUUGCACGCUGAUGUGCUUAUCAACCUGGCUCAGAACCAGUACAAGGUUGCUGCUUCCCCCUGGGGGAAUGAAUUGUUGAAGUGUAUCCUGGAUAGUGUAUUUGUCUAUGCCCUAACACUAACCUUGACCUCAUAUCAUAACAAUGUCAUGUUAAGUACAGUUUCACAUGGACCCACAUCUUUAAUACUUUGUGUGUGUGUGUGUGUGUCCAGGCCACGACCAGGAGCUGACCCACUGCUGUACCCAUCCAAGCCAGCGUCUAGUGGUCACCUCGUCCAGAGACACCACCUUCCGUCUGUGGGACUUCAGAGACCCCUCCAUCCACUCUGUUAACGUGUUUCAGGGACACACCGAGUGAGUUACACACACACACACACACACACACACACACACACAGUCCCCUACAAGCAAUUUAGGUGCUUAACGUCACAAGUGAUGUCUCUAUUGUUAUUUCAGUGGCUACACUAUACAUCAUUUUCACUAAAACGGACGCAGUUGUUGUAAGGUUGGAGCUAAUUCCUCCACAAGAUGGCAGUACAACAUCUUAUUUCACCCAUAGAGCAGUCGAUACAUCACCACUCUGAAGCAUUCUCCAACCAUUUUCAGUGUUUUUAUGUUUUUCUUUCUUUAUAAAAACAUGUCACAUUAAUUUCCUGGACCCGACUGGCUUCAGGCAAAAUCCUCCACUUGCCUCUUUAUCAUUUAUUAUUGAGCACCUCGUCUUCACCACUUUGACCACCGUCUGAGACUCUCUCUUCCUCCCUUCUGCUCUCUCCAUUUAUCACUCAGUUUCCCCGUUAAUCCCUCACUCAUCCCUCGCUCUGUGUAAUUUGGCCCCUCUCGUUCCGAUGCUGUUAAAGGCUCAAUUUGAGUGGCUCAUUUGAAAACGUGGACUGUCAGCUCCCCCCAAACCCUCCACCCCCCCCCCCCCCCCCCCUCCUCUUACUCUCAAACCAUUUGAAUGUGACUCCUGUCGUCAGUCUCGUUAAUGCAAAGUGGUGUAGUACAGGCAGGCUGCUUCUGGCAGCCUUUGAUUGCUGGGGAUUACAUGGUGCUCAUUAUGUUCGACCCCAACAUGUAUAAUUCCUACAGAUCCCCACUUUCAUUCUCUCUCAUAGACAAUCACUGUAAUGAGAUUAACACAAGCACAGCCACUGUGAGUGUGUGUGUGUGUGUGUGUGUGUGUGUGUGUCGGCUGUCUGUCGUGGCCCGUUAGUACUAAGGCAAUUAUCUUCUCCUUCCUCUCUCUACGUUCACAGCAUCUCAAGCAAGUCCACUGAUACCUCCUCCACUCGCCUGAAUCUCUCUCUCUCUCUCUCUCUCUCUCUCUCUCUCUCUCUCUCUCUCUCACCUUUUUCUAAGACAAAAAGGGUUUGUUUUUGAGCUAAGUCAACCCUUGAGCAACAGCAGCAGUUCAUUGUAGUCAGAACUACCACAUAAAGCUCACCCACGAUGUGAAGUGCUUUAAAAACAUGGCUGCGUAUAACUUUGUAGCUUUAGUACUGCUCGAAAAUUGUCCGAAAUCAAAAAUUACUCAAACUAUCCACGUUUGAACAAAGUCUGUGUCCUUCUUGAACCAUUUAUAGUUAUUCAUCUUUAUAUGAGCUCUUUAACUAAGAACUCUAUUAUAACAACACUCCAAGAUGGCAUAGCAGUGCGGUCGUGUUUUCUGUAGUGUCCUCAUGUAAAUAGCCUGUUUUUAGUUUUUCUUGUCUUUUUCGUAUAUAUUUCUCAUUCUCACUUUCCAUCCUUUAACUAAAUAUACUUUCCUGCAACCCGCCUCACCCAAUGUGGAACGAAUUCUAUUAUUUCUUCAUACAUUUUUAUCCAAAACCUCUGGCUGAAACUUGCCAGCUAACUAGCUACUUGCUAUUAGCCACCGUUAGCGGUCUUCACCAUUGUCCGUGGCCGUGGCCUGCACUACCUACCAGCCAGCUCUAGCCUGGACAAUUAUCGGCCAGUCUGCACAUCGCGCUAUUGAGCCAGAGCAUAUCGGAUUUUCUGCCGGAAUCACUGAAUCACUGGACCUUAACACCGGAUCAUCGCAACUAGCUAGCUGCAACCGAAUGGCUGUUGUUGUUGUUGUUGUUGGCUAAUCACCACUAAUUACCACUGUCCUGAAGCUAACCCCAGUUAGCCUUGAGCUAGCCUCGAGCCAGGCCCAUCUCCCAGCUAUCUACCUCUCUGUCAACCAGACGGGACCUCCUAGUGUUGACACGGAGCCCCGCCGAUCCAUCACGACUGGUCUGCCGACGUAAUCGUCUGAUGUGGUUUCAACAGGCUUCCCAUUGCGACGACCACGAAGAUCCAUAUUCUAGCCCCGGCCCGCUAGCACACGCAAUCAACAGCCGUGCCUCCAGCUCGCCUGUAGCGUAGCAGCCACUGAACUUCUCCCGGACGUACUUAUUGCUGUUCACUGGACCUUAUGAUCACUCAGCUACACAGCUGAUGCCUGCUGGACUGUUCCUUUAUACGGUACCCCAUCCUGUUUAUCUGUUUUAGCCUCAGCUCAAACUUUCGUCACCAUUACCAGCUGUUGUCUUAGCUCUCUCGAAUAACACCUGUGACUGCUUUAUGCCUAUCUCCCAUGUCAAUAUGCCUUGCCUAUUGCUGUUUCGGUUAGUUCUAACUGUACUUUUUCAAUGUAGAGCCCCCAGUCCUGCUCAACCUGUCUCAGAUAGAUCCCACACACGCAGAGACCGGCUCAAUCGGUGCCUCCAGUGAUGCUAUCUCUUUCAUCUUUACCCAACGCUUAGGUGUACCUCCACUGUACUCAUAUCCUUCCAUAUCUGUACAUAAUGCCCUGAAUCUAUUCUACAACGCCCGGAAAUCGGCCCCUUGUUUUCUCUGUACCCAACGAACUAGAAGACCAGUUCUUAAAGCCUUUAGCCGUAUCCUUAUUCUACUCCUCCUCUGUUCCUCUGGUGAUGUAGAUGUUAACCCAGGACCUGUAGCCUCCAGUAUCACUCCUGCUCCCCAGGCGCUAUCAUUUGUUGACUUCUGUAAUCGCAAAAGCCUUGGUUUCUUGCAUGUUAACAUCAGAAGCCUCCUCCCUAAGUUUGAGUUAUCCACUGCGUUAGCACACUCAGCCAACCCUGAUGUUCUAGCAGUGUCUGAAUCCUGGCUUAGGAAGGCCAAAGAUUCUGAAAUGUCCAUUCCCAACUACAACAUUUUCCGUCUAGAUAGAACUGCCAAAGGGGGCGGAGUUGCAAUCUACUGUAGAGCUCUAUCAUACUAUCCAGGUCUGUGCCCAAACAGUUUGAGCUUCUACUUCUAAAAAUCCACCUUUCCAGAAAUAAGUCUCUCACUGUUGCCGCUUGCUACAGACCCCCCUCAGCCCCCAGCUGUGCCCUGAACACAAUAUGUGAAUUGAUUUCCCCCCAUCUAUCCUCAGAGUUCGUAUUGCUUGGUGACCUAAACUGGGAUAUGCUUAACACCCCGGCCGUCCUACAAUCUAAACUAGAUGCCCUCAAUCUCACACAAAUUAUCAAGGAACCUACCAGGUACAACCCUAAAUCCGUUAACAUGGGCACCCUCAUAGAUAUCAUCCUGACUAAUUUACCCUCUAAAUACACCUCCGCUGUCUUCAACCAGGAUCUCAGCGAUCACUGCCUCAUUGCCUGCGUCCGUAAUGGGUCCGCGGUCAAACGACCACCCCUCAUCACUGUGUCCGUAAUGGGUCCGCGGUCAAACGACCACCCCUCAUCACUGUCAAACGCUCCCUAAAACACUUCAGCGAGCAGGCCUUUCUAAUUGAUCUGGCCCGCGUAUCCUGGAUGGAUAUUGACCUCAUUCCGUCAGUAGAGGAUGCCUGGUUGUUCUUUAAAAGUGCUUUCCUUUCCAUCUUAAAUAGGCAUGCCCCAUUCAAAAAAUUCAGAACUAAGAACAGAUAUAGCCCCUGGUUCACCCCAGACUUGACUGCCCUUGACCAGCACAAAAACAUCCUGUGGCGUACGGCAUUAGCAUCGAACAGCCCCCGCGAUAUGCAACUUUUCAGGGAAGUCAGGAACCAAUAUACACAAUCAGUUAGGAAAGAAAAGGCUAACUUUUUCAAACAGAAAUGUGCACCCUGUAGCACUAACUCCAAAAAGUUUUGGGACACUGUAAAGUCCAUGGAGAAUAAGAGCACCUCCUCCCAGCAGGCUAGGAAAUACUGUCACUACCGAUAAAUCUACGAUAAUCGAAAAUUUCAACAAGCAUUUUGCUACGGCUGGCCAUGCUUUCCACCUGGCUACCCCUACCCCGGCCACCAGCUCUGCACCCUCCGCUGCAACUUGCCCAUGUCCCCCCCCCGCUUCUCCUUCACCCAAAUUCAGAUAGCUGAUGUUCUGAAAGAGCUGCAAAAUCUGGACCCCUACAAAUCAGCUGGGCUAGAAAAUCUGGACCCUUUCUAAAAUUAGCCGCCAAAAUUGUCGCAACCCCUAUCACCAGCCUGUUCAACCUCUCUUUCGUAUAGUCUGAGAUCCCCAGAGAUUGGAAAGCUGCCGCGGUCAUCCCCCUCUUCAAAGGGGGUGACACUCUAGAUCCAAACUGUUACAGACCUAUAUCCAUCCUGCCCUGCCUUUCGAAAGUAUUUGAAAGCCAAGUUAACAAACAGAUCACCGACCAUUUAGAAUCCCACCUUACCUUCUCCGCUAUGCAAUCUGGUUUCCGAGCUGGUCAUGGGUGUACCUCAGCCACGCUCAAGGUCCUAAACGAUAUAAUAACCGUGAUCGAUAAAAAACAGUACUGUGCAGCCGUCUUCAUUGACCUGGCCAAGGCUUUUGACUCUGUCAAUCACCGCAUUCUUAUUGGCAGACUAAAUAGCCUUGGUUUCUCAAAUGACUGCCUCGCCUGGUUCACCAACUACUUCUCAGAUAGAGUUCAAUGUGUGAAAUCGGAGGGCCUGUUGUCUGGACCUCUGGCAGUCUCUAUGGGGGUGCCACAGGGUUCAAUUCUCUGGCCGACUCUAUUCUCUGUGUAUAUCAAUGAUGUCGCUCUUGCUGCUGGUGACUCUCAGAUCCACCUCUACGCAGACGACACCAUUUUGUAUACAUCUGGCCCUUCUUGGACACUAUGUUAACAAACCUCCAAACAAGCUUCAAUGCCAUACAACACUCCUUCCGUGGCCUACAACUGCUCUUAAAUGCUAGUAAAACUAAAUGCAUGCUCUUCAAUCGAACGCUGCUUGCACCCGCCUGCCCGACUAGAAUCACUACUCUCGGCGGCUCUGACUUAGAAUAUGUGGACAACUACAAAUACCUAGGUGUCUGGUUAGACCGUAAAUGCUCCUUCCAGACUCACAUUAAGCAUCUCCAAUCCAAAGUUAAAUCUAGAAUCGGCUUCCUAUUUCACAACAAAGCCUCCUUCACUCAUGCUGCUAAACAUGCCCUCGUAAACCUGACUAUCCUUGACUUUGGCGAUGUCAUUUACAAAAUAGCUUCCAACACUCUACUCAGCAAAUUGGAUGUAGUCUAUCACAGUGCCAUCCGUUUUGUCACCAAAGCACCAUAUACUACCCACCAUUGUGACCUGUACGCUCUCGUUGGCUGGCCCUCACUACAUAUUCGUUGCCCAACCCACUGGCUCCAGGUCAUCUAUAAAUCCCUUCUACGCAAAUCCCCGCCUUAUCUUAGCUCAUUGGUCACCAUAGCAACACCCACCCGUAGUAUGCACUCCAGCAGGUAUAUCUCACUGGUCAUCCCCAAAGCCAACACCUCCUUAGGUCGGCAAUCCUUUCCAGUUCUCUGCUGCAAAUGACUGGAAUGAACUGCAAAAAUCUCUGAAGCUGGAGACACUUAUCUCCCUCACUAUCUUUAAGCAUCAGUUGUCAGAGCAGCUUACCGAUCACUGCACCUGUACACAGCCCAUCUGUAAUUAGCCCACCCAACUACCUCAUCCCCAUAUUGUUAUUUACAUUGUUAUUUAUUUUGCUCAUUUGCACCCCAGUAUCUCUAUUUGCACAUCAUCUUCUGCACAUCUAUCACUCCAGUGUUAAUACUAAAUUAUAAUUGUAAUUACUUUGCACUAUGGCCUAUUUAUUGCCUUACCUCCAUAACUUACUACAUUUGCACACACUUUAUAUAGAUUUUCUAUUGUGUUAUUGACUGUACGUUUUGUUUAUUCCAUAUGUAACUCUGUGUUGUUGUUUUUAAUCGCACUGCUUUGCUUUAUCUUGGCCAGGUCGCAGUUGUAAAUUAGAACUUGUUCUCAACUGGCUUACCUGGUUAAAUAAAAGUGAAAUAAAUAAAAUAACUCAGUUCCUCAGAACCCUUAGCAGUAAUGACGAGUGGGAGGUAGAUUUUUAUUCAGAGGUAGGCAGUGAGAUCAAGUCUUACUGUUCUUUUUCUAGACCUGGAACAAUUAAUGACUUAUUUAAGAACGUGUUUACUUCAACACGUGCAUACUGUAUCUGAGAAACUGCUCUCUCGUGUGUGUGUGUGAGAGAGUUCUGUACAUGGUGCUGUGUGUGAGUACGUGUGUGUGUGUUAGCUGAGACAGCUGUUAGUCCUAAUGCGUGUCAGUCAUAGCAUUGUAUGUGCGCUGAUUGAGGCCCUCUCAGGGAGCCAAGUGUUGCGGUAGACUGUUUGUGUGUGUGUGUGUGUACUGUCAGCUGUAGGGAGACGCUUGGCUGCCCUGCGCCCAACAAGAUGAAUGAGGCCCACACACAGCCUGGCAGGGAGGCCUCCCUGUGAAGGCUCAGUUAGACACACACACACACGCACACAAACCACAAACUCAUGUCCCCUGGCCCUGGAACUCCCUACAACCACUUUGUCCCGCCACACACACACGUCAUGUGGAGCCAUGAGUUAUGAGCUGCUGAGUGACACCACAGAGGGGCCUUCCCUUAGGGAGCUCCUGUCGCAUACACUGACAGCAGGGGGUUAGAAACGCUGCAAUCUGUUUCAGAAGGGACAAAUAUGUGACAAACAAAACGCCUGAUAUGUUUAACUAUAGGGAGUAGCUGUUGGUCAUAUCACUGCUACCAAAUACCAAGCACCUCAUUUGGACACAUAUUGUACCAUUGCAGAAUGUUUUCAUACAGUACUUUAAAAUGCCAAUUGUAAGCAUUGGUUAAAUGGCAGAGGAUGCUACUAGGUACAAUAGUCUCUGGGGGAGUAUUUUGGGAUGGUUAGCAUGGUUGGAUUAGAUGUUUCUUCACACCGUAUCUGUCUCUUGUUCAGAGGGUUGUCUUGUCUGAAUUGGCUCCGCAGCGUGACCGAAGAAUACAAUGGCCUAGCUUUGAAGCCUAGCAGUUAAGAGGGUUGGGCCAGUAACAGAAAGGUCGCUGGUUCAAAUCCCCUAGCCGACUAGGAAAACUCUGUCUGUGCCGUUGAGCAAGGCGCUUAACCAUAAUUGCUUCUGUAAGUCGUUCUGGAUAAGAGCGUCUGCUAAAUGACAAAUGUAAAUGUAACAAUUUUAAUGUUUCUGAUAACAUGUCCUCUUGACAGAGCAGCACAGUGUAAUGUUGCAACAAUGGGCCCUAUUGGGGAGCGUUAGUGUAAAGGGUUUAAUAGAUAGCGAAAGAGAGCUUUGGGGAAGGAGUGGCUCAUUUGCAGUGUCUUCAGACGCAAUUAUAGCUAAUGCACAGUGACAGAGUAUGGUGGCAGUCAAAAGCACAGCAUAUUCAGCCGCUAAGUCCCCCCUCCUUAUAAUUGUGGAAUAAUUGUGUCUGCAUCCCAAAUGGCAACCUAUUUGCUGUGUAGUGCACUAUUUUUGACCAGGAUCCAUAUGGCUCUGGUCAACACCAGUGCACUAUAUAGGGAAUAGGGUGCCAUUUGGGACACACACAAUGUACGUGAUCUAACAAGUAGAGUGCAGAUGAGAAGUGGCAGCAGACUUGCUUUACCAACGGGAUGCCAUGUCGCGUUUGUCUCUGUCGCUUCUGUUCCGAGGCGUUUGAUCACAGUUAGGCGUCUGUGUGUGUGUGUCUGUGUGUCUGACACAGCGCUUCAGAGGAAUAUGCCAACAUAAAUCUGAUUCUAUAGUCACUGUGAAUGUUCGUCUCAGUGCAAUUUAAACAUAAUGUAAUGUUGGGAAAAAUAUAGAGAACAGGUUCUAUUCUUUGACAGGCUAGAAUCUUCUAUUAAUAUGAUAUACAUAGAAACGGGAGGAAAUGUUAGAUCAUUAUGAUACUCAAACAAUGAAAUGACACAGAAUUAUUGUAUUUUAUGUACGCCAAAUAUAUCCACAGGAUGUUUCCUGAAAAAUGCAGUGUACCAGUAUUUUAUCCCCUGUUAUUGUAUGAUUUAUAAUGCAAAAUCUACAAACACAUUAAUGAUAGCUAAGGAUGUAGACCUCAGGAAGAUGAAAGAUAAUGUCCAGGGUUAAUAGGUGGACGUCUCUCUUUAGCCUUUAACACAGACUGGCCCAGUCACUGAUACCUCUGGACCUUCUCCUUCCCUGCUACCCUCUUCUCCCCUCUUCCUAAUGAGCCUUGACCUUGCUUGUCAGUCGGCUCAGGAGCGACGUAACAUUUCAGAAUACCUCCCAAGUUAUAAUAGGACUUUAAUAACGCUUUUAAUUUAUUAUCUCCUCUCCACUUUACAAUCCCUGGUGAGCAAACCUACCCUACAAUGUCAAAAAGCAUGUUGGACUGGUCAGCUAUUUCAUACAUAGUGUACUACUUUUGACCAGAGCACUUUGAGGCCGGGUCAAAAGUAGUACACUAUAUAGGGGAUAGGGUGUCAUUUGGGAUGCGGUCUUAAAUUUAAACCCGCCCAUGAGCGAGCCGCACACCCCCGGUGGUCAUAUUACGUACAGUUUGACACGGCCCCACAUCUUUAAUAUGGCAGAGUUUAGCCCCAUAAUUAAACUGUAAUAUAAUGUCAAUUUAAAUUAAAGAUGGCUAGGAGUUAGCCAGUGAGUGAGGCUAAAAUGGUGCUGCAUGGGGCUCUUCUGCUGCUAAUCUUAAUCAGAACGAACAGAGCGCCAAAUCGAAUCCUCCUGGCUCCUUCAGUGGAGAGAGGGAGGGGGGGUUGGAAGAAAAAGAUGACAGGGAUGUGUGAAAUGAAUAAGAAAUCUUAAAUAAGUCCAUUAAAGGAAUUGUCCUGACCUCAGCAAGGUGUAAGAGCGACGUGGUACAUCACGCCUGGCUCCCGCCUGGGAAAAGGUGCUGAGGUGAGCACCUUUGGGCCAACCUCUCCUGACCCUCAGAGACUAUGGUGACUUUCAAGACACACUCACACUAGCCCCCCAGGCUAAGCACUGAGCACCUCCUCAGGCUGCUAAUGUCAGAACAUGCCCUCUACACUGUCACUGCUCCACUAGCUGUGGCUCCAACAACCAACCAGCCAGCCCAGUGCCGGAGGCAGGCGUACCCAGAGACGGCACGCUGAGAGGCAGCCGCAGAGACAGGCAGGGCUGGGGAGAGGAGCUCCGCUCUGGAACUGACUGA